AACAUGAAAAAUCCAUUACAUAAUAUUAAAGUGUAAAGUUAUUACUCGUAUUUAUUUGCUCAUGCAAUAGAGUGAAAUACAAGAGAUAACUAAUUGACAAGACAUUUUCUACAAAAUUCAAAAUACGAAAUUAUUACGCACUUGUCGUGUUUCCGUUAUCAAUGACAGCAGUAAUGCUGUUAAUUAGCAGCCAUUUGAUUGCUUGCUCUCUCAUUUCCAUUAUUUUUAUGGCCGAAAAUUCUGCUAAUGAUGCCUCACUCUCUCAGAAGCAUAAACAAAUCAAUGCUUUUAAGUGAAUAUGCGCAACGGUAUACACAUAUGCACAUAAGUUUGCAUAUACGGAAAACCCAAACAAAUGGAUGGAAUAGAAAUCUAAAUUUUAUGAUCGCCAGGUGCUUCAGAAAAAUUUCAAGGCGAAAGAAACGGCAUGAUCAUCUUGCUGACAAUUUUUUUUAGACGGCAAUUGUAUCAAACUCUUCGUACUUUAUCUCUAUUUUAUUACAAUUAAUUUUAAUUAAUGUAGGACAAUCUUGGUAAUGGAUUCUUCAGGUUCGUCGGGCAGGCAACUUUAUACUAUUACUAAGCAACUAUACAGAGCCAAGCAACGCGUACAUCACCGAAAUAAUAUUAUAACAAUUGGUUAACGGCUUUUUGUUGCUUUCCUGCCAAUUAUAAAGAGGCUAUCACUGCCAUCAUUGCUUGAAUAUACAUGAUAUUAAACAAUUAAAAGUAGCAGCAAUACUUUAUAUAACCUAUAAUAGCAAUGAGUAAGGCUACAGGUCCACCACCUCCACAAUAUACGUACGUUCCACCACCAUCCGCCCCUCCUUCCUAUCAGGAAGCAGUGGGCGGUGUUAAACCAGUGGGACCAUUUACGCCAGUUACAGCACCGACAACAGCUAACGCCGCCAUUGUAACUACGGUGGUACCAAUUGGCCGUACAGCCACCCACAUGAUAUGUCCUUCAUGUCAUGCUGAAAUUGAAACAACUACACGCACUGAACCCGGAAUGAUUGCAUAUUUGUCUGGUUUUGUAAUUGCUUUGCUGGGAUGUUGGCUGGGGUGUUGUCUGAUACCGUGUUGCAUUGACGAGUGUAUGGACGUGCAUCACACAUGCCCCAACUGCAAGGCAUACCUGGGCCGCUAUCGUCGAUAAACCGGCUUUUCUAAUAACCAACGUAACACGUUUAUCAUUCGCAAGCGGAUUUUUCCUUUAUUUCUCUAAUUUUAUGCUUAGUACAAGUAUAGCCAGCAGAUGAAUACGACAAACGUACCCUCGAUGUUUGCCGCAAUCAUCUUGUUUCCUUUAAAACAUAUUAAAGUAAAUUUACUUUUAAUCGAAAGAAUGCUUCUACGACGAAACUUCUAAUUAUUAUUCUUAUUGUUAUAUUAAUCUUUUUCUUAUUGUUAUUUUAUUUGUCUCCUAUAAAUUUGAAUUUCUUAUCUACUUCAUAUAUUGACAGCUGGAAACUGAUAUACUUACAAAGAUAGAUAUUUUGCACAAUUAUAAAGAAAUUGCUCAAAUUUUUUAAUAUAUUUUAUAUGACUAAAUUAUCUUUAAAAUAAUACACUUUUCUUAUACCAUUAUGCAACAUAUGCAAUGCAUGACUCAAUAUACAUUGGCGUGAUUAAGUGAGAAAUUGAGUAACAAAAUUUUUUGGAAUAAACGUAAGCUUUUAAUAAA
This is a messenger RNA of Glossina fuscipes, 1684 nucleotides long. RefSeq names its product LITAF domain-containing protein-like. Lineage: Eukaryota; Metazoa; Arthropoda; Insecta; Diptera; Glossinidae. The transcript has 3 exons. The coding region runs from base 764 to 1156 and encodes 130 amino acids. The record is from RefSeq and is a predicted model, not a curated record. Gene Ontology annotation, molecular function: zinc ion binding.